CGACGGGCUAUGGUUUGCGACUGGGAGAUUCAAUACUGGACUAUCACUGUGACGUCGAAUCAUAUAUUUACUCGGACUUAAAUCGCCAUCUGAAAAGCAGCCGGGGUAAUGCGUGUAGCAGUAAUCCUGGGGCUUCUAGCCGUCGGUUUCUGUGCUCCUGUUGUCGACCAGCAGGCCGCGGUCGAUGACGUGAGCGAAAAUGAACUCAGAGUGAAGCGUGCAAAAGAAGAGAUGAUGUUUGGAAACCAACAGAAUGGUGCUAAAGAAAUGGCAAAACGUGUCGAUCCUUCCAUGGACAACCUUGUUGACAGCGAAGGCGAAGUGUAUGCCAAGCCACCUGUAAACAUUGAGAACCAGGAAGCAGAGUCUAUCGAAAGCAACGAAGAAGGUUUCAGCAAUGAAGCACCGAUAGGUGAUGAGUUUGCUGAUGAUGGAGAAAAUGGUAACGGUGAAAUGAAUGAGGAUCUACCAGGGCCAGAUGAAGCGGGCGGCGAUGGACGCUAUGGUGUGGAGGAGGAAAGUACUGCAUUGGGACCAGUCGGAGAGGAGUCCGAAGAGGAUGGACUGGACGCCUACCAAAACUACCAGGACCUUUUCAAUGACGAUAAGAUGAAAAUCGCAAACACUGCCUACAUGUUCUCCAAACUGUUGUCUGAGCCGCAGCCUUAUCCACCGUACCAGAAAUUCGGCGACCUGUAUGAUUCGUACCCAAACUAUCGUUUCCGUCGCAGCCAGCUAGGACGCUUCAUUGGUGCUCCUGGAGUGAGAACAAACAGCCUCAAACGUAGUCACCGAACCAAACGAGAUCUUUACUAUCCAUUGGAUGCCUUAUCUAACGAAUAUUACCCGUACGAAGACAGCUAUAUUCCAUACAAGAACUAUCCCGUCGAUAAUUAUGAUAUUAAUGAAAUGAUUGAAUCUCUCGAAGGACCACGAUUGUAUGAGGAGGAAGAUGAUGAUAAGUUAAACUAUGUGAACCCAUACGAUGGGUACUACGGGAGCCCAUACGAGGGAUACGAACAAGAGGUGGAGAACGGACCAUGGUUUACCGCGCCAUUGAAGCGCCAAGUUGGCCCGUCCUAUGUACCUGGCAUCAAGCGUAGCCGGGACUUUUACCCAAGUUUCCGUGAGCCUUGGACGCACUACCAGGCGUUUAUCCCUGAAAAACGAGCAUUGGAGGACUAUGGUGACGCCUAUCAACGAGUCAUGGAGCUAGCAGCUGCGCUUCGUCGUCAGAAAAGCUACUACCCAGAAGAGUACACUUAUGAAGAUUUCUUAAGGCGCAGAAAAUGAGGGCGAAGAAAGACGCUUAUGGAACAUGGCAAGACCAAGAAAUUGCUAUUUUUGUUUUCAUGAUACUGUCUUGCAAUUACGUGGAUACAUACACAAAUAUAUAUAUUGUGAAUUGUGAUAUGAGGUAAAUAUUUUCCCUAUUCAUCUUGCUAUUUUUAAUGCAUCACAUCACUUAAUGUAUACACUAUCACAGAAUAAAGCAGUUUGAAGCGAAUUGUGACAAACUUCUGAGUGGAAUUAACAUUUUAAACUUUUAAAAGUUUUCGAAACAUAAUUUAUUUGUUCCUUGUGUGUAAGGUGAAGACAUUCAUAUUUUCAAUUAACAAACUAUUUAUUGUCCUUUAAUGUUGACACGGUAUUACACAAAUUGUCAAGGAAUCGUUCUGUUUUGUGAAACAACUCUGAAUUCCUUCGUUGUGAGUAGUGUGUACUCGUCUUGAAAUCCAGAAUGAAAAUAAAAUGUUUCCCCCGUUU
Molecule: messenger RNA, 1767 nt
Organism: Mya arenaria
Lineage: Eukaryota; Metazoa; Mollusca; Bivalvia; Myida; Myidae
Exons: 5
Coding region: 109-1293 (394 amino acids)
Source: RefSeq, a predicted model, not a curated record